Messenger RNA from Plasmodium yoelii, 2103 nucleotides. Its product is annotated as conserved Plasmodium protein, unknown function. The transcript has a single exon. The record is from RefSeq and is a predicted model, not a curated record. Lineage: Eukaryota; Apicomplexa; Aconoidasida; Haemosporida; Plasmodiidae. The coding region runs from base 1 to 2103 and encodes 700 amino acids.
AUGGAUAUUAAUGAAAAAUCCAUUAAUAGUAAAAACAUUGUUGAUAGAAAUUCCACAAAUAAAGAAAAUAAGAAAUGUGAUAUAAAUAAGAAUGGAGAAAAUGAAAAAGGGGAAAAGAAAGGGGACGAUGAUGAUAAUAAUAAUAAUAAUGAAAGGAACACAGAUGGAAUAAUCAUCAGUACUAAGAAUAUAUUUUUGUUUCAAUUAUUUUUGUUUGUGUUAUAUUUUUUUGUAUUGUUGAUUGGCUCUUUUAAUUUUUCGUUUAAAUUAGUUCAAGUUAAGGAAAAACAUUUAUAUGAACUUAUGCAGGACAUCCAAAAUGUGUCAUCGUGUGUGUAUAGCACUAAUUACACAAGUUAUACAGGUGUAAAUAAAAAAAAUAUUUUUUAUGAAAAUACGAAUAAAUUAAUAGAUAACAAUGAUGAUAAUUAUCUUUCAAAUAUAAAUUUUAAAUAUUAUUUUACUAGAGAAAAAAGUAAUAAAAGUGAGAUAAAAAAGACAAAAAAAGUAGCAAAAAAUAAAAAUAUUAAGUUAUUUAUAUGCUUAAAUAAAGAAAAAUACACAUUUUCUCAAAUCGACAACCCAUAUAACAUAAUUUUAAGUUAUAAAAUGUAUAUAUAUAAAAUUUAUACAUUUAUUUAUAACGAAAUUAAAAAUGCUUUUAUGUAUAAUGAAAAACAUGGUGAUGUAGGUAUUGUACAUAGUGAGCUAAUAAAACAAAACAAUUUCAAUUAUUACAAAAAUGAAGAAAUUGCUAAAUAUUCUUACUAUAAUUAUUUGUUGCAAAAUGGAAAUGAUUCGUAUAAAAAAUCUUAUAUUAAUGUAGAAUCAUUGUUUUAUAUUUAUCUUAAUGAUAUUUGUCGAAACCAUAAUUUUAGAGUCAUAACACGGGAAGGUAAUAAUAAUAGGUAUGAUAAUAAGGUGAGUCAUGAUGAAGAAAAAAAAAAUGGGAUUCAAAAUACUAGCAAACAUAAUGAAAAUAGCUUUAAGAAUAUACAAAAUGGUAAUAUAAAUGAUAUAACACUAUUAAUUAAGCAUAUACAUAAAUAUUUUAAUGAAAAGGAACUAGUAAAUAUAUUACACGAAAUGUAUCUUGGUGUUUGUAAAGACCAAAAUAUUAUAACUAAUUAUUCCCAAAACACAAGCAAUUUAAAAGUAGAAAAAAAUCCAAAGGAUUACAUAAGCGAUCAUCUAACUUAUGAAGAAUAUUAUGAUCUAUAUGUUAAAAUUGAAAAUAUGAGAAAUUUUAGUAAAUAUAAUAUUUUUAUGAAUAAUUUGAGAAAAAAAAUGAAAGUCAUAGAAAAUUUAAAAGGAUUAAAUAUGUGUAAAAGAAAAUAUUUAAAGAAUUUAAAAAAUAUCCCUUUAUAUUUUUUUCUUGAUGAUUUUUUACACACACCAUGCUAUACUUAUAGCAAAAUAAUAAGUAACAUAUUGAGAUAUUAUUAUAAUGGAAUAUUUUUAUACUUAAUAAUAUUUAUUGGCUGUAUUCACGUCUUUUUUUCCCCAUUCCCCAUAACUCUUGUUCAUUGCCGAAGAUUUUGUAUAUAUUUUUUUAUAAUAAUGUAUCGUUUAUUUAUUUUAUAUUUCAUUCCAUCGAUAAUUCAAUAUAUAAUUUAUGAGCUUCGUUAUUUUAAAGAAGAAGAUUAUAUGCACAUAUUUGACUAUUCAGAUCACGUUAUAUUAUUUACAACGUUAUUAUUUAUCAUAUCACUUGAAAUUAAAGCAAUUCAAUACACUAUCAAGCAUCAAAAAAUAAAUUCCGAAUAUUUUCAUUUUAGAUAUAAUAGAAAAUUAUGUAUAUUAUUAUUAAGAUGUAUUAUGUAUUAUUAUUAUAUACUUAUUUGCUUUUUCUUAUAUACAAGUUAUUACACAGCUAAAUAUUUUCAUACAACAAAUGAAAUAUUUGUUGCAUAUUUUUUUUCAGCAUUUUCGAUAUUCUUUUUCUUUUAUCUAUUUUUAUAUAAAAAUUAUUUCAAUUUUUACAGUAUAGGGAUGACAUCCUAUCCUGAUACAAAUACUCAAAUUAAGUUACCUUCUUUCCAUUCUCCUUUACAUACACAUGAUAUGUAUAAUAUUUUACGUGAUAAAAUCCCAAUAAAUUGA